Molecule: messenger RNA, 2662 nt
Organism: Capra hircus (goat)
Lineage: Eukaryota; Metazoa; Chordata; Mammalia; Artiodactyla; Bovidae
Product: paired immunoglobulin-like type 2 receptor alpha
Exons: 7
Coding region: 144-1043 (299 amino acids)
Molecular function (GO): MHC class I protein binding
Source: RefSeq, a predicted model, not a curated record
GGGGAAGGCCCCCACCCUCCUCCGUCCUCUGAAGGAGCCUGGUCCUCACUCCUGGUGCUGAGACUCCCCCAGGGGCCCCCCAAGGCCUCCCGUCUGGCCUUGAGGGCUCUGCCUGUCUUUUCACCCGGGAGGAGGGCAAGGCCAUGGGGCUACGCCUGCUGCUGCCCCUGCUGCUGCUGCUGGCGUCUCUGUGGGCUGGUCACUGGGCACAAAGAAAUCUACAGCCUUCCCAUGAGAUGAAGCAACCAACGGAUCUCUCAGCCCCCGAGGGUGGCUCCAUCCUCAUCCCCUUCUCCUUCUCUCACCUCUGGGAAUUAGCCAAGAUUCCCAACAUGAAAAUAUCCUGGAGAUGGAAACACUUCCAUGGGGAAUUCAUCUACAACACGACCCCUAAGUUCAUCCAUAAUAAUUUUAAGAACCGGCUCUCCCUGACCUGGACAGAGCCUGAGAAGAACGGCUCCCUCCGGAUCUCAAACCUGCGGAGGGAGGACCAGUCUGUGUACUUCUGCCGGGUGCAGUUGGUCACACUGAGACACGGCAAGCAGAUGUGGCAGUCCAUCGAGGGGACCAAACUCACCAUCACCCCCCGCAGCAAGACACCCACCCAGAACCCCACCACCAGGGCUGCCACCACUGCUGCUCGCCUUGGGGACUCACAGGGCGGAGAGAGCCCACUGUCUCGGCUCCGAAGUGCGGAAGCUAUCGUUGGGUUGGCACUGGCCAGCGCUGCGCUCGUAACCACGAUUGUGGGGCUGAUUGUGUACCUUAGAUGCAAGAGAAGCAAAAGUGUGCAGACUGAAGCCAGGACCCCAGCCAGGGAGUCCUUCAGAAACACGGAAGAGAAUUACGAGAACACCGGGAAUGAAGGACAACAUGUAGACCCCAAGCCGGAUACCAAGGAUGAUGGUGGUGGCGGCGGAGGAGUCCUCUAUGCCUCCCUCGCCCUCUCUAGGUUAAACUCACCAGCAGUGGCAGCGCCUCCCUUGGCCCCUCCCCAUGGGCGCCCCCAGGAAGAGACCCUAUACUCUGUCUUAAAGACCUAAGCAGUGGGACUGAGUGAGGACCUCCUUCAAGUCAGCUGUGCACAGGGAUCUCAGUUCCCCACAAUCACCCCGGCCACACACAGAUCACUCAGAAACCGGCAGGUGCUGACGGCCACCAAGGACCCGAGAACCACAGAACCACCGCUCCAAUUCCCUCUUCAACUUCCCAGCCUUUCACCACAGAAAUAAAACUACCUGUACAAUUUCCCUCAACACAUCUAAGGAGAAAGCUGAUGUCACCUUCAACUUCUGUCUUUCCAGAAGUUAAAAAAAAUGAACCAUGAUAGCUAGCUCACACCCAGAUCCGUCCCCUAGUACUUCUGUUCAGUGACUGCCUCAGGCCAGAGACAAAUAAAUCCCCAAACGCUGGUAAUCAAUCUGGAACCCAAGGUCUGUCCCCCUAAUCUAGCCCUUCUACUUUCCUCAGGAUAAUAACUAGCAUGUGUCGUGUUCAUGCUUUACAUGCAUGGCCGCAUUUCAGCAUCAUCAAUCACCCUAUAUGGCACUGGAUGCACCAUCUGAGAGGGUAAGAACCAGAAUGGCCACAGCGCUUUUCCCAAGGCCAUGCUGCUAGUAAGUGGCUGAGGCAGGUUGUGAACCCAGACCUGCCCUCUCGAUGUCCUUCUCCAGGACUCAGGCGUCAUCGCCUUCCCAGAUCCCUAUACUGACAGGUCUCCCACCAGAAGGCACCAUGUGCCCAGUGACAUGGAGGAGAAGAGGAAGAAGCCAAAAGUGAGCAAGCAGUUAGAGACAAACCAAACCAAGGAAACCAGCAGCCUGGUUUAUUAACAUGAACUGCACAACUCUGACUUUAGCCAGGUCACCUCACAGCCAAUGAACAACCCCAACACUUAUCAGCUUCUUAAGGAUCCUCCGAGAGGCUCUUCACCCGGGAAGGCGUGAGAGAGCAGGCAGGAGGCACAAGUCCACAGCUAUUCCUCACAGAAGGCCACAGCGAGCUCCCCCGUGUCCACUCUGUGCUGCGGCUCCUCCCUCUGCUCCAGCUCUUCUCCAACAUCUUCCAUGAGCUGGUCCAGAUCCAGGUCACUGGAGGCUCCAUCGUCAGAAGGGACACUUCCAGCAUCCUGGGGUUCAGGCCCUUCUUCCCCAGCAACACGACAGGCCCCACAAGGAGCUGGUGGGGUCAGGACUUCUGGCACUAGUCUAGCUUCUUUUUCUUCAGACAGGCUGCUUCCUGGGGCCUUGCUUUGGGGAGCUUUGAAUUUUUUCUUAGGGUCUAAAUGAAAAAGUGACAAAACUGAGAGUCUUAUCGGGUCAUCUGUCCUUAACCUUGUGUAAGUCCAACUCCUAAACCUUCUAUUUCCAAAACAAUCUCUGGGAAAAGAUGACUUUUCUUUAUAGAAAGAAAAUGGGGUUUGGAAUCAGAAAGACUUGGAUCCAUGGACCUCAAGAAAACUUUAAACCCUUUGAACCUCAGUCUCUUUAUCUUUAAAACGGCAGAUAUCCAGUGAUAGAGACACUGAAAGAACUUAAGGGAACGAGUAUAGAAGUAUCUAUCCAGCCAGCCCACAAAAAUAUCAAUAAAUGUUACUUCUCACCUCCUUACCAUUCUUGUAUCCCUGUAUGUCCCUGAAUAAAAUCAGAUAAUAACCAUAAAA